Molecule: messenger RNA, 1444 nt
Organism: Paraphaeosphaeria sporulosa
Lineage: Eukaryota; Fungi; Ascomycota; Dothideomycetes; Pleosporales; Didymosphaeriaceae
Product: putative sterol desaturase
Exons: 3
Coding region: 212-1156 (314 amino acids)
Biological process (GO): lipid biosynthetic process
Molecular function (GO): iron ion binding; oxidoreductase activity
Source: RefSeq, a predicted model, not a curated record
CUCCUUUUCACUUUGCGAUAUCGCCACGAAAACUUCAAACCCCAUCAACCCUCCAACAAACGCUGCAGACGCAAAAACUGCUGGUGUUCUUCAAUUACUCAACGUUCUGAGCGUGUCCCCAUCAGCGCGCAUCCAUAACUUGUUGCUGUUGUCGAAAGGCGAGCGCAACAACAGGUCGCGCUCACACGAGCAAGCAGCGCAAACCGCCACCAUGGACGUCGCCCUGGAAUUUCUCGAUCCCCUUAUCUUGGACAAGGCAUACGCGUGGGCUCUCCCAAGCGCACCCCUCGGCAUUGACUAUAGCAAUGGCACCUCUCCUCACAAAUUCUCGGCCGCGCAAACAACAUCGCAAUGGCCACGGGACAACAUCUACCGCCAGAUAAUAUCGAUCCUGGCGUUAACCCAGAUAGGCGCAAUGAGCCUCUACCUUAUUUUCAGCGCAUUGUCUUAUUAUCUCGUUUUCGACAGGAGACUAGAGUACCACCCACGUUUUUUGAAGAACCAGGUCCGCCAAGAAAUAAUAUCUUCCUUUUCCGCCGUCCCGUUUAUCAAUCUUCUCACGCUACCCAUCUUCCUGGCCGAGGUCCGCGGACACAGCUUGCUCUACAGCAAUGCCAACGAGUAUGGAUGGACGUGGCUGGCGGUCUCGACGGUGCUGUACAUGGCGUUUAACGAUUUCGCCAUCUACUGGAUCCACCGUCUCGAGCACCACCCUAGCGUGUACAAGUACAUUCACAAGCCGCACCACAAGUGGAUUGUACCAACCCCAUGGGCAGCCCUAGCCUUUCACCCCCUGGAUGGCUUCAUCCAAUCCACCCCUUACCACCUGUUCGUCUUCAUCUGCCCCAUGCAACGCCACCUCUACAUGGUGCUCUUUGUAGCCGUGCAGAUCUGGACCAUCUUCAUCCACGACGGCGACAUGAUCAGCGGCCACUGGACCGAGAAGUGGCUCAACAGCCCCGCACACCACACGCUGCACCACAUGUACUUCACCGUCAACUACGGGCAGUAUUUCACCUGGGCUGACACCUACUUCGGUUCGCAUCGCGCGCCGCAGCCCGAGCUUGACCCGCUGCAUGAUGCGCUGAAGGUUCUGCGAGCAAAGGGGCUGGUUGAUGAGAACGAUCAGCUUAUCAAGAAGAAGAAGACGGAGUAGUGUCGGCACGGGGAAGCAUUUUGCGCGUCGACGGGUUUAUGGGUUACGCUUUAUAUUGGCAACUCGCGAUGGACUUCUUUCCAUUGAUUCUCUUCUGGGGGCUACUUUGGCGCCCGCCUGCAUCGGUUUGGAAAAUGUACGAUACGUGGCCGAGCUCUUGCAUUUAGGGGCCGUCUGCGUUGUAUGGGGGAGGCUGCGAUGGGAGAUGCCGGCAUCAUUGUACAGCAGAGCAACCCAGCUCCGACUACACUGUUAUAAUUUCUAAUGACACUGCUCGCUCGUUUGAAC